AUGUUGGUAAAGCAGGAGAGCACUUAUAAAUCUGUGUUCAUACUGGCGCGUACCUUUAGAAGAGCCUGUCAAGGAUAUUUAUUUGAGGUCAAAAUAGGGCAAGGAUCAGGAGAUAUUAUGGGGGCAAGAGAAGGAAUACCAGUCCCAAUAGAUGCUCAAGAUCGACCCCCACUGCUUCAUCCUGUAACCAAGUUCUUUGAUGAUGAGAAGAGUCAUACGGUUUUCAGUUACAAUGGUUCUUUGGUGGCUGUGACGUUCAACGGCCCCUCCAAGUUAUAUAUGUUGGUAACUGCUUCUGUUGAACCUAAGCCGGAAGGGCGUGUUUUCGACACAGAGACCAAGUCAUUCUAUAAUUUCAAACGCCCCAAAUCAUUCGGGAGAGGGGCAAAUUUGAUCCCUGCGUAUGGGAAGCUUUAUCAUCUUGGAAGGUGGGGACUUAGAGAAGGACCAGCGUUUGAGCGGUAUGAUCCCUGCAAUGACUGUUGGGAGCCCCUGCCACAUGCUCCUGCUGAACUCUUUCGGGGCAUAUGGACGGUAACUGGUUAUGCCAUUUACGGCGAUAAUAUUUUGGUUUCAUUUAGGCCCUACAGAGAUAAUGUUUUUGCUUUUCAUGUAAUUGAAAAUAAAUGGCAUCCUGUGUCGGGUAGCAUCUCUAUUCGGGGGAGGGCUGUGGUUGUAGGUGAUACCAUCUAUGCCUUAAGCACCGCAUUCCAGAUGGUUAAGUUCUCCUUUGAUUCUAGUAUGUAUUCUAUCUAUAACCACAAAGCAGAGUAUAUGGUUCAUUUGGGGAACUUGGAAUUUUGUCGUGUCUGCACUGCCGUCGAUAACUCUGGUGGUGGUCGUCAACCUAUUUGGAUCACCACCUUCCAAAUUGUGGACAGUCCCCAUAUCAAGAUCUUGCAUUCAGCUGUUUUUGAUGUGGACAUGACCGAUUACUACAUCUAUUAUAGCUUCACUCCAGAUUGCGAGGAUGACGAACCCAAAGGAGAAGAAACUAAGGGACCACAGGAAAAGAGAUGCAAGCGGAAAAGAGACUGCAUAGAGUAG
Prunus armeniaca (apricot) is the source of this 1047-nucleotide messenger RNA. The record is from the annotation of a GenBank genome assembly. Lineage: Eukaryota; Viridiplantae; Streptophyta; Magnoliopsida; Rosales; Rosaceae.